Molecule: messenger RNA, 1652 nt
Organism: Phlebotomus argentipes
Lineage: Eukaryota; Metazoa; Arthropoda; Insecta; Diptera; Psychodidae
Product: cysteine dioxygenase type 1
Exons: 4
Coding region: 704-1453 (249 amino acids)
Biological process (GO): L-cysteine catabolic process
Molecular function (GO): cysteine dioxygenase activity; ferrous iron binding
Source: RefSeq, a predicted model, not a curated record
ACACACGACCUUUUCCCCUCUGAAAUCUCAAUUUUUCAUCCUUUCAUCGCCGGAGAAAUGAUAGAGUUGAGAAAAACCUUUUCUGAUUUGCCAUGUUUACAAGUAAUUCAGCAAUAAUACCGCAAAACAUGAUCGAUAUUUCAUGAGAUCUUGUUUCUAAGUAUGACAGAGUGUACAAUUUGUGUGGAAAUUUUUUCACUUGUAUGCGUCAGAGAGUCCCAAACUCAUCCCAGAUAACCUUUGGAGUUCCUCCAGCAGCAGCAAAGCAGUAGCCAAUGUGUGGCAAAAGGGAGGAAAGGUUUUCCCCACUUUGCCAUCAUUCAGAGAUGAAAAAACAGGCAAAAUACCCCCUAAUCUCCCCUUCCAAUUGAGUCGCAAUAAAGUCUGAGUGUUGCUGCGGCAACAAGUGCCAACAAGCCCCCAGAAGUCACGACUAAUCACCCCAAAAGUGAUCUCUUGGCAUCCACAAGACGACUGGAUCUCCCCAGAGAGGUCACUUCCUACCGAAUCUCCCCACCGCGCUGCCCCCCCAGGCACACAGAGCGCCCCAUCGGCCCAGAGGUGAUAAUUGUUGCUGAAUUAAUUUGCCUGAUCUUUCACCCCAUCCGAAUCAUCGCAGCUUCAAGCCACACACAAGCCCUCUUCAUUGUGCCUUCUCCCGUUGGACGGACAACAAGUGUGAUCAACAAAGUGACUGGCAAUCAUGUCCACUCUGGCCGAGCUGAACAACAUCAAUCGCGAGCGGAGGCUGAGGGAGCUGACAAAGACUUUCCGGGGAAUCGAGAGACCGCUGAAGAAUGCCCGCGGCGUUGACUCCCUGGCGGAUCUCAUCACAGAACUGCAUCGCGUGUUCGAGAAGGACAGCGUGAAUAUUGAGUACGUGAACCACCUGUUGCUGAGCUACAACUCCAAUCCCGUGGACUGGAUCAAGUUCACCUCAUUCGACAGAUUCAGGUACACACGCAACCUGGUGGACUCGGGCAAUGGCAAGUUCAAUCUCAUGAUCCUGUGCUGGGGCGAAGGACACGGAUCGGCGAUUCACGAUCAUGCCGACUCGCACUGCUUCAUGAAGAUGCUGAUGGGUGAGCUGCAGGAGGUGCGAUAUGCCUGGCCCAAGCAGAAGCUGCUUGAUCUGGACGAGGAGGUGACCGCCGACAUUGGCAUCCUGGAUGAGAACGGCAGCGGCUACAGCAAGGGCGAGGAGCUGAAGGAGCUCUCGCGAAAGGCUCUGGAAUUCAACGGAGUCUGCUACAUCAAUGACACUCUCGGUCUGCAUCGAGUUGAGAAUCCGAACCGCUCAAAUGUCGCCGUGUCGCUGCAUUUGUACUGUCCGCCAUUCAACAGUUGUUCCGUCUUCAAUAAGAACACCGGAAAGCGCACCAACUGCAACGUGACUUUCUGGAGCAAGUACGACGAGAACAUGGGCAAUGGAGACUCGUGUUGUAAGAAGUAAUAGUGCAGAAUUGAUUCCCCAUUUUAGUUUCUAAGGAGCACAAUAUAUUUGGUUAAGAAUAAAGCUAUAAUAUGUUAAGAAACUACUUUUAAUCUCUUGAACAAUGGAGAGAGCAUGUUGCCUCUCCUGCCGCAAUUACUGUGUUUAGUGGUAUUACAACUGUACUUAUGUUACAUGGGAAUAAAGUUUCGUCAAUCUA